Molecule: messenger RNA, 2451 nt
Organism: Lycium ferocissimum
Lineage: Eukaryota; Viridiplantae; Streptophyta; Magnoliopsida; Solanales; Solanaceae
Product: O-fucosyltransferase 29-like
Exons: 9
Coding region: 430-2157 (575 amino acids)
Source: RefSeq, a predicted model, not a curated record
AUGUCAUCUUAACUUAUGUUCCUUUCUUCAUAAUCACCUUUUUCUCUCAUUCCCAUUUUAACACUACUAAUAUUCUUCAACCAUUUUCCAUCUUUAAAUCUCUCUUUUUUUCUUGGAAAAAAAAAAAAAAACAAAAAACCACAAGAGCGCUUUCACACUCCACCCAUUUGAAAAAAGCUCUACAGUUUUUUUUUUUUUUUGGUGACAGAUUUGUGUAGAAACUGGAAACCCCACACUCUACAGUGAAAACCCAAUUAGGGUUUCUUGAAAAAAAAAGUUCAUUUAUUGAGAGAAACAGUACAUUUUAUUAGUUUUUGUGUGAUUUUCUUGAAAAAAAAAAAAAAAAAGGUUGUGUGGGUUUUCUUGAUGGUAAUGGUAAUAUGAGCAAAAAGGGUAUAAUUAGAAGAUCGAAAGUUAGUAUCUUUACAAAUGGGUGUAGCCAAAUUGUGGAGAUAUAAUUAUAAUUAUAAUAAUAUUAAUAUUAAUAAUCUGGCCACGUGGCAUUUGGUGUUUUCUUGUACGCCGUCGUAUGGGGCGGCGGUGGCGUCUAGGCGGCCGAUUAGAUGGACAGCUAUUUGUGGAUUUAUGCUGUUUGCUUUGGGGUUGAUUUCACUCUUUACUGGACACGUGGCAUCUAAUCUUGAAUGGUAUUCUCAGAGACUUGUUAAACGAGCUUGGUUCUAUAAACUGGAUGGAAAUCAUCGUGCAUCGAUUGACAUUUGGAAAUCAAGGUAUUCAAGUUUUUACUACGGAUGCAGUGAGAGAGGCCCUCAUUUUUCUUCCGCUGAGCGUGAGCGAUCUUCAAAUGGAUAUCUGCUUAUUGCAACUAGUGGAGGUCUCAACCAACAAAGAACCGGCAUAACUGAUGCUGUUGUUGUUGCACGGAUUCUCAAUGCCACUUUAGUUGUACCUGAAUUGGAUCAUCAUUCAUUUUGGAAGGACAAAAGUGACUUUUCCAACAUUUUUGAUGUUGGUUGGUUCAUCUCGUACCUCGCAAAGGAUGUCACAAUUAUUAAAAGGGUUCCAGAGAAGGUCAUGAUGUCAAUGGAAAAACCCCCAUAUACCAUGCGAGUUCCUAGAAAAUCGGAGCCUGAAUAUUACUUGGAGCAAGUAUUGCCUAUACUCUUAAGAAGACGGGUCCUUCAGUUGACAAAGUUUGACUAUCGACUUGCUAGUGACCUCGACGAAGAGCUACAGAAAUUACGUUGCCGUGUGAAUUAUCACGCCUUAAGAUUCACGAAACCUAUAAGGAAUCUUGGUCUGAAACUUGUAUUGCGUAUGCGAAAGAAGGAAAAACGUUUCAUUGCAGUUCACUUGAGGUUUGAACCAGAUAUGUUGGCAUUCUCUGGCUGCUACUACGGUGGCGGUGACAAGGAAAGAUAUGAACUGGGUGAGAUAAGAAAACGAUGGGCUACUUUACCUGAGUUGAGCCCUGAUGAAGAGCGAACACGAGGGAAAUGCCCACUAACACCUCAUGAAGUAGGGCUUAUGUUGCGGGCUCUUGGCUUCAAAAAUGACACGUACCUUUACGUUGCAUCUGGGGAAAUAUAUGGUGGAGAGAAAACUCUGCAGCCUCUAAGAGAGCUGUUCCCAAACUUUUAUACCAAAGAGAUGCUUGCUGGUGAAGAACUUCAACCCUUUCUCCCUUACUCUUCUCGUCUUGCUGCAAUUGACUACAUCGUAUGUGAUGAAAGUGAUGUCUUUGUCACUAACAAUAACGGGAACAUGGCGAAGAUCCUCGCUGGUAGAAGGAGGUACAUGGGGCACAAGAGGACAAUCAGACCAAAUGCGAAAAGGCUCAGUGCAUUGUUCAUGGCUCGGGAUAAGAUGGAUUGGUCCACAUUCUCUAGAAAAGUCAAAUCAUGCCAAAGAGGCUUCUUGGGAGAACCUGAGGAAAUGAAACCAGGCCGUGAGUUCCAUGAAUUUCCAUCGUCAUGUAUCUGUAAGAAACCAUUCAAUUUUUCUAACGUCACAAGCAAAGAGAAGUAUCAGAUUUCAAGAAGGAAUCCAACUGUCUUGGAGUCAAGAUAUAGGUACCUAUCCAAUAGCAGUAAUCUGGAACAGAAGAGCUCUCAGAAAUUUAGAAAAGGGAGCUUGAGAGAAGGGCACGGAUCAUUAAUAGAUGAGAUUGACCCUGAUAAUCCAUUAUCUGACUAAAAUAAAUACCAUUAGUAGGUUAUUAGGUUAGCGAGCAUUGUUAUGGUUAUCUUGUCCUCUCCAACAUGCUGCCAUUUUCCCUUGAUACUUCAGAAAGCUGAAGUUUCAGUGCUAGGUAGCAUCUUCAAUGCUCAAGUUUUCCGAUCUUUGCUGCUUUUGUACAGCAAAUCUGUAACUUCUGUUAAUCUGCAAUUGUUCAUAUACUUUGUGCAAGAUAGGACCGUAGGGAGAGUGAAAUGUUGUGUUGCUGGGUCGAAGAUAUAUAUCAGCAGUUUCGUUCAGUAUGUUCGUUUA